AUGGAUACAGACCGAAGUUGGAUGUAUAGACGGCUCCAGGGCGGGUUGCUAUACCCAGGCUUUACAGAGCGCGUGCAGGAGUUUGUUAAUUUUGCUUUACGCCAUCCCACGUGCAUGAGUGGGCCCGAGAUUAAAUGCCCUUGUCCUAGGACAAGAUGUAAAAAUACGAGUUAUCGAGACGUCGAAACGGUGAAACUACACAUUCUGCAGAAAGGGUUUGUGGCAGAUUAUCAAGUGUGGGUUUUUCAUGGGGAGGGAAAUGUUUUAAAUCCCCGUCCCGUUGCACAGCUACCGGAGUAUGACGUUGACAUGGAAAAUGAGGGGGGAGACGACUUCAGCUCUGUUCAGAGAAUGGUUAUCGAUGCUGCCGGGCCAGAAGUAGUCAAACACUCUCCGUUGUCUGCGGCUGUUAAAAUGUUGGACAUCAAAUGUCGUCAUAGUGUGUCAGUAGCUUUAGUAGAUGAUGUGACCGAAUUUAUACAAGAGCUGCUCCCAGAUGAGAACAAGAUGCCAAAGAACUUUGCCGAAAUAAAGAAGAUGGUUAGAGGUCUUGGGUUGCCGGUCGAAGUUAUCGAUUGUUGUUUGCGCAACUGCAUGAUUUAUUGGGGGUCAGACGCGGAUUUAACGCGAUGCAAAAUAUGCGAUCACGAAAGGUGGAAACCGCCCCCUAAAGGAAAUUCUGUAAAAAGACGAGUUAACGUCCCUUAUAGGAAAAUGUUUUAUUUUCCUAUAACUCCGAGACUGCAGAGAUUGUACGCUUCUACAGCUACCGCCAAGCAUAUGACGUGGCACGCAGAACACGAAAUGGUUGAUGGAAAGAUGUGUCACCCGUCAGACUCCCCGGCAUGGAAACAUUUUAGCGAAUUGCAUACAGAGUUUGCGGAAGAAGUUCGAAAUAUCAGACUAGGCCUGUGUACUGAUGGGUUUCAACCAUUCGGGGCCUUCGGGCAUAAUUAUUCAUCAUGGCCAGUAAUUUUGACACCCUAUAAUCUCCCCCCAGGGAUGUGUAUGAAAGAUGAGUUCAUGUUUUUAACUGUUAUUGUCCCUGGGCCUCGAAAUCCUAAACACCAAAUGGAUAUUUUCCUGCAGCCGUUGAUAGCUGAGCUGAACCAACUGUGGGAAUUUGGAGUGCAGACAUUCGACGUUCACAGGCGACAAAAUUUCCAAAUGAAAGCGGCACUUCUGUGGACGAUUAAUGAUUUCCCCGCUUAUUCUAUGUUAUCUGGCUGGAGCACAUCUGGAAGACUGGCUUGCCCACACUGCAUGGAAAAUACGGAAGCUUUCACGCUUAAGGGGAGUAGAAAACAGUCGUGGUUUGAUUGCCACAGAAAGUUCUUGCCUCGUGGUCACAUGUACCGUCGUAAUACUACUGAUUUCCGAAAAGGAAAAAGCGUAAAUAAAGAAUUCGGACAACCAAAAACCGGAGAAGAAUUGUUGGCAGAGGUGGACCGUUUGGGGUUUAUGAAGGCAUAUGAAAUUGGGGCUGAGACAAAUAAUGCGGCGAAAUCGACAGAUUAUGGUUGGAAUAAAAAAAGCAUCUUCUGGGAUUUGCCGUAUUGGAAAACGGAGCUGUACAGUCGCCUUCACUCAACGAAGGCUGACAAGAGGCCGGUCGACAAGCGGGCCCAAGACAUGACUCACUUCCCUGAAAAAUGGGAUGCCAUCGCUCAGAGGCUCGCUGCCGCGACACAGUCGCAGACCGGAGAGGGUAGCUCUGCGAGUCCAGGGGAGGUGAACGAGACCCAGCUGUUUCUAGACAUUGAGGGCGUCAACAAGAAGCACCGGGUGUACGGCCUAGGUUCGGCGAGCAGCAGAUAUGCAGGCCCGAGCAGUAGGACGCAGCGAGGCAGCUCUUCCAGGACGUCGCAGCAGACAGAAGAGGACAUCGAUCUCCGUGUUCAGGCCGGCAUUCAAGAGGGUCUGCGUGAGGUUGAGCAGAGGCUAGCAGAGAAGCAGAGACAGGAGCUGGCGGAGCAGCUGGCGGCUGCGCGGCGUGAGCAGCAGGAGAGCAUGGCCCAGCUUAUCCGUGAGGAGAUCGCGAGGUUGAUGCCUACUCUCCCUUCAGAGCAUCGACCACAGUUCCCCCCUCCCCCGCCAGACGGCGGCGACACUACAGAUUUGUAG
This is a messenger RNA of Mercurialis annua (annual mercury), 2124 nucleotides long. RefSeq lists its product as uncharacterized. The record is from RefSeq and is a predicted model, not a curated record. Bases 1 to 2124 code for a protein of 707 amino acids. NCBI's taxonomy places the organism in Eukaryota, Viridiplantae, Streptophyta, Magnoliopsida, Malpighiales, Euphorbiaceae. The transcript is spliced from 4 exons.